Messenger RNA from Lasiosphaeria miniovina, 1494 nucleotides. RefSeq names its product FAD binding domain-containing protein. Gene Ontology annotation, molecular function: FMN binding; oxidoreductase activity. The transcript is spliced from 2 exons. NCBI's taxonomy places the organism in Eukaryota, Fungi, Ascomycota, Sordariomycetes, Sordariales, Lasiosphaeriaceae. The record is from RefSeq and is a predicted model, not a curated record. The coding region runs from base 1 to 1494 and encodes 497 amino acids.
AUGGCAUCACCACGCGCGGCCGAGGUGAUCGUUGUCGGCAGUGGCCUGGCCGGACUCACGGCAGCCCUCGAGGCGUUAAACUCAGGCACGCCUAAGGUGUGCCUGCUCGAACGCGCAGCCAAGCCAGGAGGCAACAGCAUCAAGGCCUCGUCGGGUAUUAAUGGCGCGCCCACGCGGUUCCAGAACAUCACUGGUAAGGAGGAGGCCGAAGCCGCCCAGUCGUUUUUGGACGACACGAUCCGGUCGGCCGGGUCGCGUCUCGCCAAUUCGGGUGGCAAGCUCGCUAGAAGCCAGCGCGAGGCACUCAUCACCACACUGACCAGCCACUCGGCCGAGGCCAUCGAGUUUCUAUCAGAUCUCGGCGUCGACCUGUCUGUCGUCGCGCAGCUCGGCGGCCACAGCCAUGCGAGGACGCACAGGGGCUCGGGCAAGACACCGCCCGGCGCUGCCAUCGUGAGCACCCUGCUGCGGACUUUGGCAGCCAAGGGGAACCAUCUCGAGCUCAUGACGGGCUGUGAGGUCACCAAGCUGCUGACUCGAGCUGUUCCGCAGUCCGGUCCUGCCGCAGCCGAAGUCACGGGGGUCGAGUUCAGAAAGGACGGCGAGCUGCGCACUCUGCACGGGCUGGUCAUCUUCACGGCCGGCGGCUUCGCGGGGGACACGCAGGGGCUGCUCGCCCAGUACCGUCCCGACUUGGGCGGAAUCCCGUCGACCAACGAGCCGCGGCCGGGGGCCCACAAGAUCCUCUCCGACGCCGGCGCGCAGCUGGUGGACAUGGAGAGCGUGCAGAUACACCCGACCGGCUUCAUAGAUCCGGCGAGCCCGCAGACGCCCCUAAAAUUCCUCACCGCCGAGAUGCUGCGCGGCGAGGGCGGGAUCCUCCUCUACAACCACAGGCGCUUUGUCAACGAGCUUGACACGCGCGAGCGUGUCAGCAGUGCUAUCAUGGGUCUCCCGCCAGCCGCACCCCCCCCCCCGCUGCGGCAGUUCCCCGUCAAGCUCAUCCUGGACGAGGGCGUGCACAGGCACACCCAAGGCCACGUCGGCUUCUACCUGUGGAAGGGCCUGAUGCGGAAGAAGAAGGUGUCUGAGCUCGACGCCAGCAUGCAGGCGGCGUUGGCCGACUAUGCUGUCAUCGUUCGGGGCGAUAAGAGCGACGAACUUGGCCGCACGGCGUUCGGGCACUGGAGGCUCGGCGUCGACAGGCCCGUGGAGCCGGACGACGAGGUGCUCGUGGGCGACGUCACGCCCAUCGUGCACUUCACCAUGGGCGGCGCGCUGAUCAACGAGCACGCCCAGGUUCUGGCGUCGGGGCUGGGCGACGACCCGAGGCCUCUGGCCGGGCUCUGGGCCGCCGGCGAAAUCACGGGCGGUCUCCACGGAGAUAACCGACUCGGCGGCUCGUCGCUGCUCGAGUGCGUUGUCUUUGGCAGGAUUGCUGGACGGCAGGCGGCUGCACAACAGGCCAGCCAAAAGGCAUCCAUCUAUCUGUAA